GUUUUUAAAAAAUUGUCCACUUUUUCAUGAAACGCCAAACAAGGCGCAGAAAAGUGGAGUGAAUAUUAUUUCAUGUCCACCACCGAACUCUGAACCCAACCCAUUUGAACGGAAAAUGAAGAAGAACAAGCUACACAGUUACUCAGUGGCUUCUCUGAGGAAGCGUCUAGUGUAUUAAGGGUGAGUCCUCUUCAUCUCAACCGUCCAUUGUUGCAUCACUUCUCACAUCAUCGCCGUGGAUGGGCCAGGCAGCUUCAACGGCCUCCGUCGCUUGCCGCCGCGAAAGCGUCCAAGCCCAACGCUCCACCGACACCUCCUCCAAGACCAGAUCCACCGCAUCGGUCUCUCCGAUGCUUGCAUCCGCCGCCGCCGAAGACUACCUCGACGAUAACCGUCGCGGCGAUGAAGUUAUCGGUGAAAUCCGUGACUACACCUCGGAUCUCCCCAACGAGUGCUUGGCUUCUGUGUUCCAGUCGCUCAGCUCCGCCGAUCGCAACCGCUGCUCCCUCGUUUGCCGGCGGUGGCUCCAGAUCGAAGGACAGAGUCGUCACCGUCUCUCCCUCAACGCUCAAUCGGAUCUCCUUCCGGUAAUCCCUUCCCUCUUCUCUCGCUUUGAUUCGGUCACGAAACUCGCGCUCAAAUGUGAUCGCAGAUCCGUGAGCAUCAGGGACGAAGCGCUCGUUCUUAUCUCUGAGCGGUGCCCUAACCUCACGCGCCUCAAGCUCCGCGCGUGCAGGGAGCUCACAGAUGCCGGAAUGGAAGCCUUCUCGAAGAACUGCAAGGGUUUGAAGAAGCUCUCGUGCGGAUCUUGCACCUUCGGAUCCAAAGGCAUGAACGCGGUGCUCGAUAAUUGCGCCGCGCUAGAAGAACUCUCCGUCAAGCGCCUCCGUGGAAUCUCCGAUGCGGCUGCGGCGGAGCCGAUUGGGCCUGGCGUUGCGGCCGCGUCGCUCAAAACCGUUUGCCUUAAGGAGCUUUACAACGGACAGUGUUUCGGCUCAUUGAUUCUCGGCGCGACGAAUCUGAGGACGUUGAAGCUUUUCCGGUGCUCCGGUGAUUGGGACAAGCUCUUUCAACUCUUGGCAGAUCGAGCUAUGAGCGCGAGCAUGGUUGAGGUCCACCUCGAGAGGCUCCAGAUUAGUGAUGUUGGCUUGCAAGCUAUAGCCAAUUAUUCGAACCUAGAAAUUUUGCAUCUUGUUAAGACCCCAGAAUGCACGGAUUUUGGACUAAUUGCAAUUGCGGAACGAUGCAAGCUCCUAAGGAAGCUUCACGUUGAUGGGUGGAAGGCAAAUCGUAUUGGUGAUAAAGGGUUAAUAGCAGUUGCCAAGUGCUGCCCUAAUCUACAGGAACUAGUGCUUAUGGGUGUUAACCCCACUAAAGCGAGUUUGGAAAUGUUGGCAUCUAAUUGCCAGAAUCUAGAGCGGUUGGCUUUAUGUGGAAGUGAUACGGUUGGUGAUCCUGAGAUAUCGUGCAUUGCGGCAAAGUGUAUAGCUUUGAAGAAACUCUGCAUUAAGAGUUGUCCUGUUUCUGAUCAUGGGAUGGAAGCUCUGGCAAGUGGGUGUCCGAAUUUGGUGAAAGUGAAGGUGAAGAAGUGUAAGGGUGUUACCUCUGAAGGUGGGGAUUGGUUGAGGCUGACUAGGGGUUCAAUUGCUGUUAAUUUAGAUACUGGUGAAACAGAACAACAAGAUGCAAGUGCCAGUGAUGGUGGAGCACAAGACAAUGGUCUAGAAUUUCCUUCAAUGCCUAGCCAAACGGCAGCAUCAGCAUCAGCAUCCGCAUCAGCCAGUAUUGCAUCAAGCAGUACUGGUCGAUCUAGUUCAUUCAAGUCAAGGUUAGGGCUUUUGUCUGGGAGGAGUUUAGUGGCUAGCACUUGGAGAAGAUGGUCAGGUGGGAGCACUAGUGGCCGCCAUGGUUAGAGAGACAAAGCAAAAUCAAACCGGAGUCUUUGAUCAUUUUUCAUUAUUUUGUGUUGUAUUACUUUGAUUUCCUAUUUCUUGUACUUAAAUUUGAAAUUUAUGCCGUGUGAUGUUUAUUGAUUGCCUUUUGAAUUGAAUCUUCACGGUUGAAGUACAAUGACUCGUUUUUUUUUUUGG
Gastrolobium bilobum is the source of this 2090-nucleotide messenger RNA. Its product is annotated as F-box protein At1g47056-like. Bases 240 to 1913 code for a protein of 557 amino acids. Gene Ontology annotation, biological process: SCF-dependent proteasomal ubiquitin-dependent protein catabolic process. Gene Ontology annotation, molecular function: protein binding. The record is from RefSeq and is a predicted model, not a curated record. The transcript has a single exon. Gene Ontology annotation, cellular component: SCF ubiquitin ligase complex. NCBI's taxonomy places the organism in Eukaryota, Viridiplantae, Streptophyta, Magnoliopsida, Fabales, Fabaceae.